AGUCUCUUUGAAAACGAACUCCCCCAAUUAAGCAAAGAACUAGUUGUGCAAGAAGAAAAGGAACUGAGCCCAUGUUGUCCAUGACAAUCAAUUUCCAAGCUCAGUAUGCGGCUGGAGAUCUAAUCCUUUGCCUUGACUCUCUGACUCUCUCUCUCUCUCUCUCUCUCUUCUGGCUCAUAAACAAACAAAGGGUAUGAAUUUCUAAUUUCUAACCCCUGUGUUGAAUCUCCUCUGUUUUUCUUUUUCCUUUUUUCAAUGGGGUUUGAUCACAGAAAACUCAUCCUCCAAACCAAUUUCAGUGAGGAAGAUUUCUGUCCAAUUCAGUGUAAGCAAGCUCCGAUCCAGGGGGGUUUCUGUUUUCUUUCUUGUUUCAAAAGAUGCCGUGAUGUAUGUAAGAAUCUUAUAGUCUAUGGUGGUAGUGAACUUCGUCCUCCACUUUUGCCAGACCCUACUCUUCCACCACCACCACCAUCACCACCAUCACCACCAUUACCACCACUGAUUGAUUAUCAGCCCCCAUCUGAACAGAAACAUAUACUUGAAACAAGCAUGAAAAUUACAGGUUGUAUGAUUGGGGUUGCUCUUCUUGUUGCUAUUGUUUUCUCUAUUGUAAGAUUUUAUUGGCGCCGCAGCAAUUCCAGGAGGAGGAGGAGUAGUUCUUUACCAAUUUUGUUUGAUACCCAACAAGAUUUUCUUGAUGAAGAUCAUGGACCUGUUCUUGAUCAUCCCAUUUGGUACAUCUACACUGUUGGGCUCCCGCAAUCUGUAAUUGACUCCAUAACAGUCUGCAAGUAUAAAAAAGAUGAGGGGUUGAUUGAAGGAACAGAUUGUUCUGUUUGCUUGAGUGAGUUUGAAGAAGAUGAGAGUCUUAGGCUUUUGGCCAAGUGCAGUCAUGCCUUCCACAUCCCUUGUAUUGAUACCUGGUUGAGAUCGCAUAAAAAUUGCCCUCUUUGCCGCGCUCCAAUUGUUUGUGACAUUGCUAGGGAUCAAGAAAGUGUCCCUGAGCCUAUUUCGAGGGAUUCAGGUUCGAGGGAAAGCAUUGAGGUAGAGAAUUUGGAGAAUAAUGGAGGGGUCGGAAGCCUUGGAAGUGGGACUAGUGAGGUUGGGAUUACAGAUGAUGAGAAUGUUUUUGCAAUUCCAACUGAGGGAAGAACUGCUGAAAAUUCAGGAAAGGUUUUGCCAAGUUCUACUGUGGCUGCUGGUAGUCGUGAUCCAAGAGCAUUAAGUGAUUUGACUGACAAUCGCCGUGUUACUGAAGAGGACAUACAACCAAUUAGGAGGUCAGUUUCGAUGGAUUCGUCAUCUGCUUCGCGAAUAUACCGUGAUGUGGCCAAUGUCAUUCCUGAAGAAGGAAGUUCAAAUUCCCAAUUAGUACAUGUUAAGAAUCCGAAUUCGGGGAUUGUUUCCAAGUAUGGCAGUUCAAGUUCUAGCCUUGCCAAGCUAAUGAGGAGUUCUUCAAUUGGGUUUUCUCUGCAGAUGGGGCCAAUAUCAAUGAAAAGGCCUUUCUCAUCUGGCAGGAAGUUUUUCUCAUCCAAACAUGGAAGGAGUCAAAGCUCAAUCCUUCCGUCAUGAAGAUUUGGUUAGCCUUUUUUAUGUCUCAAGUUUCAAGUCAAUUCCAAGUAAAAUUAGGGAAUAUAUAUAUAUAUACAUAUGGCCUUCUCAGUGGCCUCUGCUGUAUCUGUAGAAUAAAACUUAAAAGUUGGUAUAGAGGGUAUGUCAAUCUGAAGGACAGAAGCUGGUUCUACAUGAAAUAAGGGUGUUGGUACUGCAAUUUCAAUUUUUGAGGUUCUCAAAUGUAAGAAAGAACAUAAAGACUGCAAAAGUGUGGUCCUAUGGCCUCUGUGAUGGCAAAUUUGCGUUUGUUGUGAAAAGUAAAUGCCUUCAACAGGGGAUACUUGAAAUCUUCAAAACAAUUUAUACUUUUUUUUACCACAGAAAUUUGCAAUAUAAGCACACUUCAGUUUUGAUUUA
Molecule: messenger RNA, 1971 nt
Organism: Prunus persica (peach)
Lineage: Eukaryota; Viridiplantae; Streptophyta; Magnoliopsida; Rosales; Rosaceae
Product: RING-H2 finger protein ATL52
Exons: 1
Coding region: 256-1572 (438 amino acids)
Biological process (GO): protein ubiquitination
Molecular function (GO): transferase activity
Source: RefSeq, a predicted model, not a curated record